This is a messenger RNA of Sardina pilchardus (European sardine), 5941 nucleotides long. It is a transcript of the gene ttc7b, whose product is annotated as tetratricopeptide repeat domain 7B. Gene Ontology annotation, cellular component: plasma membrane. The transcript has 20 exons. The record is from RefSeq and is a predicted model, not a curated record. Gene Ontology annotation, molecular function: protein binding. Gene Ontology annotation, biological process: phosphatidylinositol phosphate biosynthetic process; protein localization to plasma membrane. Bases 16 to 2559 code for a protein of 847 amino acids. NCBI's taxonomy places the organism in Eukaryota, Metazoa, Chordata, Actinopteri, Clupeiformes, Clupeidae.
UUGGAGAGGAGGAAGAUGACAGCCAGAAAGUCUGGGUCACGACUAGAGACAGAAAUAGAGAGAUGCCGUUCAGAAGGACAAUGGGACAAGAUACCGGAACUUGUGCGGCAGCUCUCUGCUAAACUAAUAUCAAACGAUGACCUGGGGGAGCUCUUGCUCGGGGAGUCCAAGCUCCAGCAGUUCCUCAAGGAGAACCCCAUCAAGCAGGAUGCCAGUCCCCGUGGCAACCGACCCCGUCUGGUGGAGGUCCGCAAGCACCUGACGGCUGCCCUGGACCGGGGAAACCUCAAGCAUGACUACCUUCAGGAGGCCAGCCUUCUGAUGGCUAAGCUGUGUUAUGUGGAGGGGGACUACAGAGAGGCUCUCAACCAGUACAGCAGGGUCGCCAUGGAUGACCUGCAGCUGGUCGGCUCGCCAGUCUACCGCCUGUCCAUGAUCGCAGAGGCCUAUGCCACUAAAGGCCUGUGUCUAGAGAAGGUGCCUCCGGGAUCUCCAUCGCUGACCAAUAAGACGAUGGACCGCGACAAGGAGAUCAUCACCUGCUAUGAGAAGUCUGGCGACAUCGCUCUGCUGUACCUCCAAGAAGUAGAGAAGGCUCUGAGUGCAGGGAUGCAGAACCGAAGUCCAAAGCCAGGCCCAGUGUCUCAGGAGCAGGAGCUGGGCUACUUCCUGGAGACAGGCCUGCAGAGAGCACAUGUCAUCCACUUCAAAAAUGGCAACCUCACUCGGGGUGUGGGCCGCUUCAGAGAGAUUCUGCGGGCUGUGGAGACCAGGACGACCCAGAACCUACGAAUGACCAUAGCGCGUCAGCUGGCUGAGAUCCUGCUGAGGGGCAUGUGUGACCAGAGCUACUGGAGCCCGCUGGAGGAUCCCCCGCACCAGUCCCCCCUGGACGACCCCCUCAAGACCACCUCCCACACCAAGGACUACGCCCUCAGCCGCCGCCCACGCAUCUACUCCGGAGAAAAGUACGCCUCCCUCUUCUGCCCCCAGGAGAACACAGAGGAGGCCUUGCUGCUAUUGUUGAUCAGUGAGUCUAUGGCUAACAGGGACGCGGUACUCAGCCGUAUUCCGGAGCACAACAACGACCGCAUCAUCAGCCUGCAGAGCGCCUCGGUGGUGUACGACCUGCUGACCAUCGCGCUGGGCCGCCGCGGCCAGUACGAGAUGCUCUCCGAGUGUUUGGAGAGGGCCAUGAAGUUUGCCUUUGAGGAGUUCCACUUGUGGUACCAGCUGGCUCUCUCCCUGAUGGCUGCUGGGAAGUCGGCGAGAGCGGUCAAGGUGCUGAAGGAGUGUAUCCGCCUCAAACCGGAUGACCCCACCAUCCCCUUACUGGCCGUCAAACUGUGUAUAGGAACGUUACACUGGCUUGAUGAAGGGGAGCCGUUUGCCAAACUGGUGGUGGACAUGGGAGAGAAAGCUGCCGAGUUCAGAGCCAAAGGAUACCUGGCCCUCGGCCUGGUCUACAGCCUCAAGGCCACUGAUGCUUCGUUGCGGGGGAUGCAGGAGGAGUAUCAGAAGAAGGCCCUGAGUGCUUUUCAGAGAGCUCAAAGUUUGUCACCAACGGACCACCUGGCCGCUUUUUACCUGGCCCUACAGUUGGCUGUGUCCCGACAGAUCCCCGAGGCGCUGGGUUACGUGCGGCAGGCGCUGCAGCUGCAGGGGGACGACGUGCACUCGCUGCACCUGCUGGCCCUGCUGCUGUCGGCGCAGAAGCACUACCACGACGCGCUCAACAUCAUCGAGAUGGCGCUCAGCGAGUACCCCGAGAACUUCGCCCUGCUGUUUACGAAGGUGAAGCUGGAGGCCCUGUGUCGAGGGCCUGAGGACGCACUGCUCACCUGCAAACACAUGCUGCAGAUCUGGAAGUCCUGUUACAACCUCACCAACCCCAGUGACUCAGGCCGGGGUAGCAGUCUGCUGGAUCGGGCCAUGGCAGACCGGAGGCAGAUGAAUGCCAUGACUCUGCCUGACUUCAGUGAUCCUGAGACAGGUUCGGUGCACGCCACCUCCAUCGCGGCGUCGCGGGUGGAGCAGGCGCUCUCGGAGGUGGCCUCGUCGCUCCAGAGCAGCGCCCCUAAGCAGGGGCCCCUGCACCCCUGGAUGACUUUGGCCCAGAUCUGGAUCCACGCAGCGGAGGUGUACGUUGGCAUGGGGAAGCCGGCGGAGGCCACGGCCUGCACGCAGGAGGCUGCCAACCUGUUCCCCACGUCGCACCACGUGCUCUACAUGAAGGGCCAGGUGGCCGAGCUGCGGGGCAGCAUGGAGGAGGCCAAGCGCUGGUACGAGGAGGCCCUCUCCAUCAGCCCCACGCACGUCAAGUCCAUGCAGCGGCUGGGGGUGAUCCUGCACCAGCUGCAGCGCUACAGCCUGGCGGAGAAGGUGCUGCGUGACGCGGUGCAGGUGAGCAGCACGGCGCACGAGGUGUGGAAGAGCCUGGGCGAGGUGCUGCAGGCGCAGGGCAACGCCGCCGCCGCCACCGAGUGCUUCCUCACCGCCCUGGAGCUGGAGGCCAGCAGCCCCGUGCUGCCCUUCACCAUCAUCCCGCGCGCACUCUGACACUGACACACACACACACACACACACACACACACACACCUCUGACACACACACACACACCUCUGACACACACACACCUCUGACACACACACACACACACACACACACACCUCUGACACACACACACACACACACACACACACACACACCUCUGACACACACACACACACCUCUGACACACACACACACCUCUGACACACACACACACACACACCUCUGACACACGCACACAUACACACACACCCACCUCUGACACACACACACACACACACACACACACAUGCAAAUGCAAAUGCACACACAAACACUGACAGGCAAAUGCACAUACACAAUGUGCUGAAACACAUACACAUGCACACACACACACACACACACACACACACACACGCCUUGUAUACAGUACAGGUUCAUAGUGUUACAUGCAGAAUGGUUUAACAUAAUACACACAUAAAUCAUAUACAGUUUUACAUAUUAUGGUAUAUGCUCAUAAAAAAAACACACACAGCACAGUCAUACUCACAUACACACAAUCCACACACACGCACUACUGUAGAUGAUACAGAGUACAAACUCAAAACACAAUUCCCCCCGCAUAGCGUUUUACACAGAACACCUUGGUAACCCCACACAAGAGAGUUCUUCCUGACUGUAGGGGAGACACACAUGCAGACAGCCAUAACCUUAAGCCACACACAAACACACACCCUCUAACCUCUCACCCUCCUGCUAGACCUGCACAGAACCCUCUAGUAUGUAGACUCACCCAUAGUCACUUUAACUCUGAUUCACACACACACACACACACACACACACACACACACACACACACUCUCUGUUACAUUGCACAUUGAUGAAGUGCCACCACACACACUCCUAUAGCAAGCUCCCGAGAGCCAGUGUGUGUCUAAGCCCCCCAUCCCCAAUCAGUGUUUCACCCAUCAUGUAAUUAUCUCACUCCGCUUACUGUAACUAUUGACCGGACCGGUGUUUUCACCCACAACUCCUUGAAGUCACCCAAACGAAAACGCAGCAGCCAUUUCUCAAUAGCAUAUACCCUCAUAAACACUAAUAUACCUGAAUUUACUCAUACACACAGGUGUAUGCAUGCACACACUGUCGCGCACACACGCACGCACACACUUGCCGAUAUUAAAGGCAAACGCAACACUCCAUGUAUGACGUCUGAGUGCUGCAAUCAGUGUCAUGGCGACCAGUCCCAUUACCCACUGCUGCCACUGUGUGUGUUUGUGUGUGUGUGUGUGUGUGUGUGCGUGUGUGUGCGUGUGUGUAAACAGUUAACCCCUUCACGCCCUCGCACACAGGUUACCAAUACACGUUCAACCACACAGACACACACACACUCACUCACUCACAGACACACACACACUCACUCACAGACUCUCCUUGACUUUUCUGGUGUCUCCUGUUGUCCCCUGAAGUACGCAAAUUCAAGAUGGAGAGUGAGUCAGGAUAAACAGUUAUGCAAGUGUCCAAAUCAGGGAACUGGAGGUGUGUGUGUGUGUGUGUGUGGUUUUCUUUUCUGGUGGUUGUGUGUGUACGUGGUGUCCAAAAUGACCUGAAUCAACUCAUUAUAGCCAACUGGGGUUUCUGUGGACACACUCAAAGAGUUGCCCCUUGUUACAUUCGCCUUUUCAAUGGGGUGUGUGUCAGUUAUCCCUGAUGCUGAUGAUUCUAUAAAUGCCUAUAUAUUUGUUUAUUUGUAUGUCUUUGUUGUUUUUGUUUUGUUGUUUUUUUGUGUGAGUGUGAGAGAGAGUGUGAGUGUGAGAAAGAGAGGUAUGUGUUCCUGAGUAUAUUUCCUGUGCUGUAAACCUGCUACUGUCAUUGAAGAGAUGUACAUUUUUUUCCCCCUUUUUGAAAUCCAUAGUUUACAGAAAGAGAGUAAUGGUCUUGAAAAGGCUGUGUAUAUGUUAGCCAUGUCUCUUAGCAACCCGUCCUCAUAUGGAAAACUCCUCUUAUGAAUAGGCCAUACAGAACACCUUUAAAACAUCUAGUGUAUAUUACUCUGUUGUAAACUAAAAGUAAACGCAAACAAAAUAUUCUUCUCUAUAGGUAUGUUUGUGAGUGUGUGUGCGAGUGUGUGUGUGUGUGUGUGUGUGUUUGUAUGUCCGUGUCUGUCCAAUGAUUGCAGACUGAGACCCCUUAUGGCCUCACUUUCUUGUGAGUGUUUCCACUGCUCAUGGCGGCGGGUUGUAAAGUCCAUAGCGUGACGGUGGUGUAUGCUGUCCGCCUCUCCUUUGUCAAUCAUGUGAAACCAAUGGUCUGUCACAAAGUGCAGUGAUGGUAGGUUUAGCGCCUCUAAAUCCAGUAGAAACAAAAUCACAUAAAGUGAAUGCCAAAAAAUAUAUUGUUAUUAUUCUGUAAGCAAAUGUUUUACAUUUUUCUCUGUUACAUAUAUAAGUAUAGCGUAUAUAUAGUUUUUUUUUUCACGUUUAUUUUGAUUUUUAAAUGCAGAUUAUUAUUUUGUGUUGAUUUGAUAGUACUGUUUUUUUGGUUGUUAUUUUAGAAGAUUCAGAUAUAUUUAAAAAUGGAUGAUGUUACCAUGACGAACAUGCAGUAUGUUUGUUGCCGGAGUUGGCUUCUACUUGAAGUUCAGGGCUGUUUGAAGAGGUUGGGAGUAAAAAAAAAAAAAGCAUUAUGGCACUGAAGAUAAUAAUCAGUGUGUGGGGCUGGGGACAUUUUUUCCUCUUAAAUCAUUGUCACUGUCCUAGCAUGGCCAGUACACUGAAACCUCCUCUCACUCACACACACGCACACACACACACACACACACACACACACACACAUACAUACACACACACUCACACACUCACAGCCGAGUUCAACAGCUGACCUCAGCAUCAGCAAUCACCCCACGCAAAAGCAGUGUCUGUCAUAUGAUGUCAAUAAAGAAAGAGUGGAAGAGUGCAGGACUUGUUUUGUUUGUUCUGUUCCAUAACAACGGAGAGUGAUGGUGGCAAAUAGAAGUUGAAAUAAAGAAAAGUAUCAUGGUCCAUCUUUUGAGCCUGUUACAGUAUAAGUUUUAGAAAUACAACACGAGAGCUGGUGUGUGUUUUACAUGGAAACAGGCCAACACUAUCUUGAAGCAUUAUCCAUUCUGUAACGAACUGGGGGAAACUCACUCCUCACGGUUUGAGCUACUUACCCGGAGGCUGCAGUGGUCACCUAGUUAUAAGGGAUAGUAUGAAUUAAACCACAUAAUAGUGAACCCACUAGCUGCACAGCUUUGAGACCUCUUCCCUCAUUCUCAAUUGUUACUGUAUCAGAGAUGAUUGAUAUUUGUGCUUGAAACUGCCACUGACAAAUUUCUCCAGUUUUUAUAGCCACUUAACAGCAUUUUUGCCUCUAUACUUGGUCAGUCACA